Closterium sp. Yama58-4 is the source of this 260-nucleotide messenger RNA. The record is from the annotation of a GenBank genome assembly. Lineage: Eukaryota; Viridiplantae; Streptophyta; Zygnematophyceae; Desmidiales; Closteriaceae.
AUGAAGAAAUGCGCGAGGAAGGAGAAUGGCAAAGGCGGUGAGCGGGCUUUGGCCUCCCAACGAGGGCUCGCGCCAGAAGAUCGUGGAUCGCAUCAGCACCACCUCGUCAGCAUAUGCUUCUCUAAAGACAAGCGCGUGGACGAUGGGGUCGCACGGAGCCUGGCGGAGAGCAUCGAGGCGGAGGCGUUCGCGGCGACGCAGGCGCGCGCCAAAGCGCAGGAGAGGGGCGCGGCGGUGAAGGGCAGCGCGCUCGUCAUGAU